AUAAGACCGUGCUGCGCCUGCGCUGCGCAGCUCCAGCACCACAGCACCAGAGCUCGAUCGACCUCCCUCUCCAAUGCCGUCUUUCAUCGACGGCCCCACUUUCCGGGCGCUGCUCCGGCCGUCCACCAACGGGCGCCGGACCAAGAUCUCGGACAGCGGCGGCGGCGGCGGGGGCAUCUUCAAGAUGUUCAAGCUCAUGCCCAUGCUCUCGUCCGGGUGCAAGAUGGUGGCGCUGCUGGGCAAGCACAACAACCGGGCGCUGCUGGCCGACCACGCGACGACGGUGACGCUGUUCGGGCCGCGCCGGGGCCGCGUGAGCCUGGCCAUCCACGAGGACACGCGCGCGCCGCCGCUGUUCCUCAUCGAGCUGCCCAUGCUGACGAGCGCGCUGCACCGGGAGAUCUCGUCCGGGGCGCUCAAGCUGGCGCUGGAGAGCGACACCCGCAGCGCGCGCCGCCGCCUCGUGGAGGAGUACGUCUGGGCCGUCUACUGCAACGGCCGCAAGGCCGGAUACUCCAUCCGCAGGAAGGAGGCCUCCGACGACGAGCGCCACGUGCUGCGCCUCCUGCGCGGCGUGUCCAUGGGCGCCGGCGUGCUCCCGGCCGCCCCCGAGAAGGAGGGCGGCGUGCCCGCGGGGCCCGACGGGGAGCUCACGUACGUGCGCGCCCGCGUCGAGCGCGUCGUCGGAUCCAAGGACUCGGAGGCCUUCUACAUGAUCAACCCCGAGGAGGGCGGGAACGGCGCCGAUAAUAACGGGGGCGGUGGAGGCGCCGGCGGCGCGCCGGAGCUGAGCAUUUUCCUAGUAAGGAUGAAAUGAAUAAACCGUCAUAUUAUUACUGCUACAGCAUAAAUAUAUAUAAAUAUAAUAGGGUGCUAUAUUGUUUUUUACACACACCCUUGUGCCUUGUUGCACACAGCAGAUGUGUUCUAUGAAACUGUCCAUAGAUCGAGUUUGUAAUCUAACUGAUGUAUAUCUCCAUGUUAGAUAAUUGAUUUUGUGAAUCGUGCUGAGAUCAAAUCCGGGGUGCAUAUUGUUCUUAGCGGAGUAGCAAGAACAUUAUUAUAUAUGAAAGAGAGCGGUACUUCAUUCGGUUGA
Messenger RNA from Zea mays, 1096 nucleotides. RefSeq names its product plant-specific domain TIGR01570 family protein. The record is from RefSeq and is marked validated. Lineage: Eukaryota; Viridiplantae; Streptophyta; Magnoliopsida; Poales; Poaceae. Gene Ontology annotation, biological process: hydrotropism. The coding region runs from base 74 to 817 and encodes 247 amino acids. The transcript has a single exon.